Molecule: messenger RNA, 219 nt
Organism: Linum trigynum
Lineage: Eukaryota; Viridiplantae; Streptophyta; Magnoliopsida; Malpighiales; Linaceae
Source: the annotation of a GenBank genome assembly
AUGAGAACAGCUGCAUACAGCAAGUUGCAAGGAUCUUACCGGCUGGAUCCAAAAACCUGCAACAUCUGCCAAAGUCCUAAUGAUGUGGUCUUCAGAUCAUUUCCCCUUGCUGCAUACAGCAAGUUGCAACGAUCUUACCGGCUGGAUCCAAAAACCUGCAGCAUCUGCCAAAGUCCUAAUGAUGUGGUCUUCAGAUCAUUACCCCUUGCAGCAAGGUGA